CUACACUGUGCGAUGGCAAUUCGUGACAUCUAUGGAUAGUUUGAAUAUGCGCUUGGGUCCGUUAUCCUUGUCAAGUCUACGAUCACAUUCAACCACCUUGAUACUAUUGCAUCGAUACCCGGUUCACCAUGGCGGAUCUUGAUGCCCAGAUCAAUCAGUACUUCGCCCAAGGGGAUUCUCCAGUGCCCCAAGAUGUCAUGAACGAGCUUCGACACAUCAUACAACUACUUUCACUCAGUCCCGAGGACCUCUAUUACAAAUGGGACAGCUAUGUUAUUACCAUGGGCGCCGAAACUACUAGACUGGACUACAAGACUGUACGAGACUUCAAGAAGACGCUUCAAGAUGCCUUCGAGCGGGACACCCGGAAGAGCAACAAUGUGCAAGGCUCGUCGAAGCGGGCGGCAGCAACGCCGCGGGCCACAGCCAUGGGAGGAAGCGAUGUUUUUGGCAUAAUGGAAAACAUGGUUUCUACGCCGAGUGCGAGGAACACUAUGACUGCGAAGAGGAAGGCGAUGCACUUGGAGACCCCACUACCAAAAUCUGUCAGGAGCGGAGUACAGAGCUCGCCGGGCGAUUACAAUCCCCUCUCGGGACACCGCAAUGCCCCGGCUGUUGCAUUCGAAUCGCGACAGAAUUCCGGUGAGAUACUUGAAACGCUCAAUUCACAGCUGCCGGUGUCUGCCAUACCCGAUGAGCCGCCGUCAGAUGCUCGCAUCAAAUUCAAAGCAGCGAUCGACCUGCCCAAAUUUUCAUACAAGCCAAUGGCCAUGAAGUUGUCUGAGGCUUCGGAAAUCCUCGAUGAUAGGAUCGACAGCUUCACCGAUCUUGUGCAGAAGCACUACGAGCUACCAGAUGGAGCUUUCGGCAACGCAGCAGCGCAGUCAAGCGCCGAAAUCGUUGCAGUGGGCCGCAUAGCUUGUAGCGUACCCAAUGGCAAGCUCAAUCACAAAGAUGUGGUUUUGGAGACCAGCAGACGCAUGGGUGCCGGAUUGCGGGUGCCAUUGCUAUUGGACGGCGCCAAUUACGAUUUUUUCCCGGGAAAGAUUGUUGCGCUUAAAGGUACAAACGUCAGCGGCAAGCAUUUCGCAGUGACGGAAGUCUUGCCGAUGCCAUUACUCCCACCUGCAGCAUCUAGCCCCGUCGACAUCGACCUUCACAACGAUCGUCUAGUGGGCUCGAGCGGGGAGUCAAGACCAUUGAGAUUGCUGGUAGCUAGUGGUCCCUUCACGACGGAUCAGGAUCUAUCCUUUGCACCAUUAUACGCCCUAUUGGAAAAGGCAGGACAAGAAAAGGCGGAUGCCGUUUUCCUAUCGGGCCCGUUUCUCGAUCUGGAGCAUCCUGUCGUCGCAGCGGGAGACUUCGAGGCGUUUUUGCCUCCUGAUUCCAAGAUAGAACCAGACCGAGCGACGAUUCUUGACAUGUUUCGGACGUUUAUCAGUCAGCCGUUGCAGAAGCUUGCACAUGCUCUUCCGUCAAUCACGAUCAUCUUAGUACCGUCAAUGAGAGACGCUAUCAGCAAACACGUCGCUUGGCCACAGGAUCGUGUACCGAAGCCUGCGCUCGGUCUUCCCAAACAGGCCCUGUUGGUCGCCAACCCCAUGUCUCUCUCCAUCAACGAGAUGAUCUUCGGGAUGUCGUCUCAGGAUGUGUUAUCAGAACUUCGGCGUGAAAAUGUCCAUAACUUGGCUAAGGGACAAGCCUUCAACGAUGAUUUCCUCGCUAGGCUUUCCAGUCACGUCAUCGAGCAGAGCCAUUUCUUCCCUAUAUUUCCAUCUGCAACCCGCGAGGCACUCCCGAAGCCUGCAGGGAUUCCCGACGAGGUUCCCGACGUAGCAGGAGAAGAGCGCCUUGCUGUUGGAGCCAAUGUUGAUCUGACCUAUCUGAAACUCGGCGAAUUCUGGAAUGCUCGACCCGACGUGCUCAUCCUCCCGAGUGUGCUGAACCCGUUUGCCAAAGUCGUGAAUUCUGUCUUGUGCAUCAAUCCUGGAACACUUAGUAAACAACGCGGUCCCGGCACUUAUGUCACAAUGCACAUACAGCCACGUAUUCUGAGUGACGAAGAGCGCGAAGUUAGCGACGUUUCACAUAAUGUGUUCGAGCGAGCGCGAGUCGAGGUGGUGCGGAUAUGAUGUCUGCAAUAUGCUUUGUGUGCCA
Dissoconium aciculare CBS 342.82 is the source of this 2157-nucleotide messenger RNA. Its product is annotated as DNA polymerase alpha, subunit B. The record is from RefSeq and is a predicted model, not a curated record. The coding region runs from base 129 to 2132 and encodes 667 amino acids. Gene Ontology annotation, biological process: DNA replication initiation; DNA replication. The transcript has 2 exons. Gene Ontology annotation, cellular component: alpha DNA polymerase:primase complex. Lineage: Eukaryota; Fungi; Ascomycota; Dothideomycetes; Mycosphaerellales; Dissoconiaceae. Gene Ontology annotation, molecular function: DNA binding.